Dioscorea cayenensis subsp. rotundata (Guinea yam) is the source of this 2889-nucleotide messenger RNA. Its product is annotated as cytochrome b561, DM13 and DOMON domain-containing protein At5g54830-like. Gene Ontology annotation, biological process: cytochrome complex assembly. The record is from RefSeq and is a predicted model, not a curated record. Gene Ontology annotation, molecular function: heme binding. NCBI's taxonomy places the organism in Eukaryota, Viridiplantae, Streptophyta, Magnoliopsida, Dioscoreales, Dioscoreaceae.
AUGGAAACCGGAAAUAAGAAAAGUAAAGCGGAUUCGGUUUCCACACCUUCACGCAUCUCCUCGACGAAUCCCAACGCCCACCUCGAAAGCGCACUUCUCCAUCGAAAUCUCAAACCCCUUCUCCCUCUCGAUCUCCAUCCACCUCCAUCAAUGGCGCCCAUCCUCCUUCUCCUCAUCCUCCUCUCCAUCCCAGCAUCAUCCAUCGCGGAGCAGUGCAAUCCCCGCAACACCUCGCUCGCCGGUUUCGAGUCCGACCUUGUCAUGGUCCAGCACCAGCUCCGUGGUAUCUUCCGCAUCCUUGAUGGCUGCUCCUUCUCCGUCCACGCCUUCGACAUGCUCCCGGCCUCCCCUGGUGCUCGCUGGUGGGCCGCCGCCGGCACCGAUCUCGACAACCUCACCAUCGGAUCCCCUGUCUCCGAUUACUCUCUUAACCGCACCUUUAGCAAUGAAACCCUAACCAUAUCUCUGAAAAAUAUCAGCUGGGAUCAGAUCUCGGUGCUUGCUGUCUGGGAUCCGGCCACUUUCUCGGAUUUCGGCCACGUUCUUCUCCCCUCCGUGCCGCCGGAUCUCUCUCUGCCACCGUCAUCGUCACCGUCACCGUCUCCUCUGCCCUCACCGGAUGGCUCUAAGAAUCGCGCGUACCGCCACCCGACAAUGUUCGACAACUGCCGCAUGAUUUCCCCGAAGUAUCGGCUCCGAUGGACUCUUUACCCGGAUUCCAACUCGAUCGAGAUCGGGCUUGAAGCCGCCGUUGCCUCUCAGUCUUACAUGGCGUUCGGGUUGGCGUCUCCGGAUUUGUCGUCUCCCUCUAUGAUCAACUCUGACAUUGCCAUCGCCGGAUUCACCGAAGAAGGUACUCCCUUUGCCGAGGAUUACUUCAUUACUCAGUAUAGUGAGUGUUUGCUUAGCAAAGAUGGGCGUGUGGAGGGUGUUUGCCCUGAUACCAUCUACGAGGGCUCUGACCCUGUUGGAUUGGUUAACAACACUGAGCUGGUGUAUGGACACCGCCGAGAUGGCGUCUCAUUCAUUCGGUAUCGCCGUCCUCUUGAGUCCCCUGAUACGAAGUAUGAUGUUGCUAUGAAUUUGACUCAGAACAUGACUGUGAUCUGGGCACUGGGGCUUAUCCGCCCGCCUGACAGUCUCCGACCUUAUUAUCUUCCACAAAAUCAUGGCGGCCCUCAGUAUGAGAGUUUUGGGUAUUUUACUCUCAAUGCAUCUGAAAAGAUGGAUGAUUGUCAUGGGCCCUUGGAUGCUGAAGACAAGGAAGACCAGGAUCUUAUUACUGCAGACGGGAAGAUCAAGACUCCUUUGGUUGUGACCUCUGGCCUGGCAUUGCACUACCCAAACCCCCCUAACCCUUCUAAAGUUCUUUAUAUCAACAAAAAGGAGGCUCCAGUGCUGAGGGUUGAAAGGGGAGUUCCUGUGAAGUUUUCGAUUCAAGCCGGGCACGAUGUUGCUCUUUACAUCACAUCUGAUCCAAUUGGUGGGAAUGCGACAACAAGGAAUAUGCCGGAGGUUAUUUAUGCCGGUGGGCCAGAAGCUGAAGGUGUUCCAGCUACUCCGGCAGAGUUACUGUGGGUGCCUGAUAGGAACACGCCUGAUCAAGUGUACUACCAGUCUUUAUAUGAGCCAAAGAUGGGGUGGAGAGUUGAGGUAGUUGAUGGCGGCCUCACAGAUAUGUAUAAUAAUAGUGUUUUAUUAGAUGACCAACAAGUCACUUUGUUCUGGACAUUGGGAAAGGAUUCAAUCUCUGUGGCUGCUCGAGGUGAGAAGAAAAGUGGCUAUCUUGCAAUUGGAUUUGGAAGUGGGAUGGUGAACAGCUUCGUCUAUGUGGGUUGGGUAGAUGAGAAUGGUAAAGGCCACGUGAACACAUAUUGGAUAGAUGGGAAGGAUGCAAUGAGCAUUCAUUCAACUUCCGAGAACCUUACCUAUGUGAGAUGCAAAUCUGAAAAUGGUAUAAUCACAUUCGAGUUUACUCGACCUUUAUCACCUUCAUGUACUGGAAGGAAAGAGUGUAAGAAUAUCAUUGAUCCAACAACUCCUCUGAAGGUUGUUUGGGCCAUGGGUGCCCAAUGGUCGGAGGACAAUUUGAGCGAAAGAAACAUGCACUCAGUUACAAGCACUAGGCCUGUCCAAGUUUUGUUGAUGCGAGGUUCAGCGGAAGCAGAGCAGGAUUUGCGUCCUGUUUUAGCUGUUCAUGGGUUUAUGAUGUUUGUUGCUUGGGGUAUUUUGCUUCCUGGUGGAAUAUUGGCUGCAAGGUAUUUGAAGCAUGUGAAAGGUGAUGGAUGGUUUCAGUUGCAUGUCUAUAUGCAGUACUCUGGGAUAGCUAUUAUCUUUCUCGGCAUUCUUUUUGCAGCUGCUGAGUUAAGAGGUUUUUUUCUUAGUUCAUUGCAUGUUAAAUUUGGUGUCACUGCUACACUUUUGGCAUUUGCUCAACCAGUUAAUGCAUAUCUACGGCCUAAAAGACCAGCUCAUGGAGAGAUUCCUGCUACUAAGAGGGUUUUUUGGGAGUAUUUCCAUUUUAUCACCGGGAGGUGUGCUAUUGUAGCUGGAAUUGCAGCACUCUUUACUGGGAUGAAACAUUUGGGAAGUCGAUAUGGCAGCGAAAAUGUAGAUGGGCUUACUUGGGCCUUGAUGUUAUGGGUUUUGCUCGGUGCACUGUUGGCCAUGUACUUGGAGUACCGGAAGGUGAAACGAAGCAGGGAAGAAAACUCUUUUAGAGGCAGUUGGGUCUUGGGGAAUGAGGAAGAUGACUCCGUUGAUCUUUUGCAUCCUGACAGGACACGUGUGGAAUCAGAUCCUAAUAUAUCUGGAAGAAUGGAAGUGCAACUUGAACCACUAAAUAGAUAGUUACCAUUUUUUUUUUUUUUGAAAGACCUUAUAUCCCCA